AUGCUCUACAUUGACCAACCUGUGCAGUCAGGAUUCUCGUUUGACCGGUUGCGAGAAGGUUCCUUAAACUUACUUGAUUCGACAUAUACGUUUCCUCCUUCUGAGCCACCAGCCAACCAGUCUAGAAUCACUUGGCUUGAUGGUAUCACUUCUUCGAAUAACGUGCAGGUCACCACAAACACCACUUCCACAGCUGCAAAAGCGCUUUGGCAUGUUCUGCAAGCUAUUCUAGCGGAGUUUCCACAAUACGCCUCAGUGUCUCAGGGCGCUGCGAAUAUUCAUCUAUUUUCGGAGAGCUACGGAGGAAAAUAUGCCCCAAAUUUUGUGUCUUAUUUCGAAAAUCAAAAUGCAAAGCUGAAAGAAGGGAGGCUAUCUCCUACGGAUACUCUUCGAAUUAACAUUCAAUCUAUAGGAAUAUUGCAAGGUUGUAUUGACGACCUUGUUCAAAAUCCCUACUUCCCGAUUUUUGCAUACAACAAUAGCUAUGGUAUCAGCGCCAUCACACAAGAAGAGAAGGACGGCUUCUUGACGAAUUUCUCUAAGCCGGGUGGCUGCCGAGAUAAAGUUAUUGGUUGUCGAGAAGAAAUUAAAGCUUCCGACCCUGAAAACACAGGCACCGUAGAGGUCGUGAAUAAAAAGUGCCUAGAGGCGCUUUCUACGUGUUUAUCAGAAACACCCAACUUAUUCUCGAAACUCGGGCGUAGCAGCCAUGAUAUCUCACAGAGCAGCCUUGAUCCAUUUCCAUCUCAUACAUACCUUGAAUAUCUUAACCAGGAAGAUGUGCAGAAAUCAAUCGGGGCUCAGAUGAAUAUUACGGAUUAUAGCUCAACUGUUUCAACCGCCUUCCUCGGUACAGCUGACUAUGACCGGGGAGAUUAUGUCUCAGAGCUAGCCAAGCUGCUGAAUAAAGGAAUACGAAUUGCUCUGAUAUAUGGGGACAGGGAUUACAUAUGCAACUGGAUGGGUGGCCAGGCAACCGCAUUUUCAAUUGCAGCUUCGUCUUCUUCGUAUCUAAGCGGCUUCAACGCCGCUGGCUAUGCGCCCCUCAUCAUCAACGAUACCUAUGUUGGGGGGAUGACUCGCCAGUUCGGCAAUCUAUCAUUCACCCGAAUAUAUGACGCCGGCCACUUGAUAUCUGCCUACCAACCGGAGACACUCUUCACGCUCUUCUCGCGCAUCGUCCAGGGAUCAGUUGACCUAUCCACUGGCCAGAAGGUAGAUAUAUCUACGUUUAGCACACAAGGUGAUGCAAAUACUACGGCAACCAAUUCAUCCCCUCCGAUGGCUAAACCGACCUGUUACCUUCGGAGGGUGAAAGAUACCUGUUCACAAGAGCAGACGGAGAAACUGGCUCGUGGGGAUGGGGUUAUUGUCAAUGGAAUCUGGUAUGAGUCUGAAUCCGACUGGAAAAUGCCAUCCCCUACCAGUAGAGAAGGGGAAGGUGGUGCAGCUUGGACCGGGAGUGUGGUCCAAGCCUAUGUUGCUACUAGCACACCAUCAAUGAUAGGGCAACGUUCGGUUAAACGUUCGUCGGGGACGAAGCAGCUUGGUUCCUCGGGCCUGGUUGGCUUAAUAACAGUCGUUUUCGCAGCGCUCACCACGACUUCCUUGCCAUAUUGA
Trichophyton rubrum CBS 118892 is the source of this 1620-nucleotide messenger RNA. RefSeq lists its product as uncharacterized. Gene Ontology annotation, cellular component: fungal-type vacuole. The transcript has a single exon. The coding region runs from base 1 to 1620 and encodes 539 amino acids. NCBI's taxonomy places the organism in Eukaryota, Fungi, Ascomycota, Eurotiomycetes, Onygenales, Arthrodermataceae. Gene Ontology annotation, molecular function: serine-type carboxypeptidase activity. Gene Ontology annotation, biological process: proteolysis. The record is from RefSeq and is a predicted model, not a curated record.